GAAACAUACAGUCUUUGGUUUUAAAUAAUUAUAUUUAAGUGUGCAUAAGAUGUAUUGCAAAGGUGAAUUCUGGUUAGUGAAGUGAUAACAUUCAAAUUACUUUCUUGGAAUGUAUUGGGAGCAACAUUUUAUUUCAGAAGGUUAAGGAAAUAAUCAGCGUGACAGCCAUUUCAGACUUGAUUCUAACAGGGAGGAAUUGGUUACAAAUCUGAUGUUUGAAGGCAAUUUGAGCUAAACUGAUCAUGAAAUGAUAGAUUCAUGAUUCUAAGGAAAGGUAGGAGAUAGAAGAGCAGCAUAAGGACACAGCAGACUUUUAACAAACUCACAGUACAGGUAGGUAAGGUCCAGGGGAAGAAAAUCUAAGGGGAAAAGGAGUUCAGGAGUUUUCAAGGAGACAAUAUUAAAGGCACAACAGCAAAGUAUCCCAAUGAAAAGGAAAGAUAGGAAAAAUAGUAAGAGGCCACUAGGGAUCCAAGAGGAGCUCUUUAAUUACCUGAAAAUCAAAAAAGAAGCCUGCAAAAAGUGGAAACAUGGACAAAUUACUAAGGAGUACAAAAGAAUAGCACAAGCACGUUGGGACAAAAUCAGAAAGGCUAAGACACAGAAUGAGUUACACCUAGCAAGGGGCAUAAAAGACCAUAAUAAGAAGUUCUAUAAAUCAUUAGGAGCAAGAGAAAGACAAAGAACAAUGUAGGUGCACUGCUUAGGGGGGAAGAAAAGCUAAUAACUGAUGACAUCAAGAAGGCUGAGGAGUUUAAUGCCUAUUUUGCUUCAGUCUUCACUCAAAAGGUUAACUGUGACCAGAUACUAAAUACAAUUGAUAUUAAUAGCAGGGUAAAAGGGAUGCAAGCCAAAAUAGGAAAAGAACAGGUUUACAAAUAUUUAGAUAAGCUAUAUGCAUUCAAGUUAGCAGGGCCUGAUGAAAUUCAUCCUACGGAACUUAAAGAACUAGCUGAAGCAGUCUUGGAACCAUUAGCAAUAACUCAUGAAGGACAAGUGAGGUCCCAGAGGACUGGAGAAGGACAAGCACAGAACCUAUCUUUGAAAAGGAGAACAAAGAGGACCUAAGGAACAGUAGCCCAUUCAGACUAACUUUGAUAGCUGGAAAGAUACUGGAACAAAUUAUUAAACAAGCAACUUCAUGCAGGAAUUCUCUUCACUGAAAAGAACUAAGAAGAAAAGUCUUUAAUCAGAAGAAUUCCAUUAUGGGGAAAAAAAGGGCUAAAGUUAAAAACCUUGAGAAGAGUGAACAACCAAAUCUGCCUCCAAAUAUUGAUGACUGGACAAAAGAACAAGUAAAACAAUGGGUAACUGAAGAACUUAAGAUUGACCAGAAAUAUGGUGAAAUCUUGUUUAGCCAAGAUGUGACAGGUUCAAACUUGAAGCUGUUUACUACAGAACAUCUUACAGCUAUAGGCAUAACGUAUGGCCCAGCUCUUCAAAUUUUGAAUGCAUUGAAAUUUAACUUUCUAGUUGAAAGCACAGCUCAGACAGUUAGACAAGAAGGUAGAAAAAAGACUUUUGAUGAAAAAUAUUUAAUGGAGAAGAAAGAUGGAGGAAGUGCAAAGCAAGACCAAAAGAAUAAAGGAAAAUCAAAGUCAGCAGAUGCCAGUGAGUCACAAGAACUGAGAUUAUCUGAAUGCACAGAGUCUAUGGAGUCUGUGCUCACAGAUAGAACAGAAAACAAGUUAGGUGAAGCAAAAGAUAAAUCAAAGAAAUUACUGGAAAAUAAUGAACAUCCAACCAGACAAAACUGUUUGCCAUAUCCUUUUGAUGAGUUUCAUGAUAGUCGUCGUUAUAUACAGCACUAUAUUCUUAAUGUCCCUGAAACGGGGCCACUGAAUCUCAUUGAGCCAGCACAUGAGUUCAAACUGUUCACAAACACAGAGAAUGCAACAGAAGAGGAUAUUAAGCUGAAAUUUAGUAAUGAAACCUUUAGAUUUGCUGCUGCAUGUAUGAAUUCCCGCACCAAUGGUACUAUUCAUUUUGGAGUAAGCAACAAGCCACACGGGGAAAUUAUAGGAGUGAAACUAAGCAAUAAAGAUGAAUUUAUUGACGAUUUUAAUGAAAAAAUUGAAAAGUACUUUGACCGACGUUUUGUCCGUGUUGCAAAAGCCUGCAUUAGGGAACCUAGAUUUGUGGAAGUAUUAUUGCAAAAUAACACUCCAUCAAAUACAUUUGUCAUUGAAGUAGAUGUAGUUCCAAACCACACUAUAUGUGAAACAAAAUUUUUCCAUAUAAAUAAUUACAAUUUUAAGACUAAAACUUGGGAACCAUCUUUAUUUAUACGGGAUGGACCCAGCUCUAAAAACAUUCUUAAUAAUCCAAAAGAACUCCAGUCAUUUAAGUCCAAGAUUACAUUUGCAGCAGAUCGUCGAAAAGCAGCAGAGGAAGAACACAGAGAAAAACGAAAGAAGAAAGAGAAUGAGGGUCGAAAGCUGAUUAGCCUACUCACAGGUAGCAAGGACUUGCUGGAUAAUUCCUAUUAUGACAGGUACAUAUUAGUAACAAACAAGUGCCAUCCAACUCAAACACAGCACUUAGACUUUUUGCAGGAAGUAAAAUGGUUUGCUGUGCUGGAGUUUGAUUCUCAGUCAGAAAAGAUUGGGGUGGCCAAAAAAUACAGAGAAAAACGAGGUGCAAACCUUCAUUUUCCAAAUCAGUAUCAAAUGAAAGGCAAAUCAUUUUCUGAAAUAAUUGAAGAUCUGAAUCUCUAUCACCAGCCCAGCUGGAUUUUCUGCAAUGGCAGAUCAGACCUUAAUGAUGAAAAAUAUCAACCUUUAGAUCCCAGUUUGUGGCAACAAAAGAGGGCUGCUGAAGUCAGGAAAUUGAUUUCAUUUCUUUCACACCCAGAGAUACUGCAAAGAGGAAAGUUUCUAGUAGUGUUUCUUUUGCUCUCCGAAGUGGAAGAUCCAGGGGAUCCCCUUAUUGAAACAUUCUGCACAUUUUACCAAGAACUGGAAGGGCUUAAAGACAUGCUCUGCAUUUGUAUUGGUGCACAAACAUUCCAACUAUGGAAAGACCUUCUGCAAGCUAGAUUCAUUAGUCCAGAAGAACUUACUGAGAGAUGUGUUGCUAAUUUAAACCUUCCAACAGUGAACGGUACUAUCCUUAAAUUGAAAUCUGUGACACAGUCUUCUCAGAGGCUUUUACCAUGUUAUGGUUCUUCUACAAUUCUUCUAAAGAAGGAAGAAGACUUCAUGACAGCAUUGGAAAUACUUUGUGAAAAUGAAUGCAAAGACACAGAUAUAGAGAAGGAUAAAGUUCAGUUUUCUGAAUUCAGAAAAUCUCAAGAAGAGCAUUUUUACCGGGGUGGCAAAGUUUCAUGGUGGAAUUUUUAUUUCUCUUCUGAAAACUAUUCUUCCCCCUUUAUCAAAAGGGACAGUUAUGAAAAACUUGAAGACUUGAUUCAAUCUUCAUCCCACUCCUCUACACAAAAACCAUCAAAAGUUAUCAAUCUUUAUCAUUCUCCAGGCUGUGGUGGAACAACCUUAGCUAUGCAUGUUCUCUGGGAGUUAAAGAAGAAAUUCAGAUGUGCCGUUCUGAAAAAUAAAACUGUUGAUUUUGCAGAAAUUGGAACACAGAUGACAACUUUAAUCACCUACGGCGCAACCAACCAAGAAGAUUACUUGCCAGUAUUACUUCUUGUAGAUGAUUUUGAAGAGCAAGAAAAUGUCUACCUUCUGCAGCAUGAAAUUCAGUCAGCUAUAGCAAGAAAAUGCAUUAGCUAUGAAAACCCUCUAGUGAUCAUCAUAAAUUGUAUGAGAUCUCAGAAUCCUGUGGAAAGCUCAAAGAGCAGUCAAUCAGACAGCAUUAAUCUAAAACGCGAACUUUCUUUCAAAGAGCAACGGGCUUUUGAGAAGAAACUGGAAGAAAUUAAACAGCAGCAUCAGCACCCUGAAGAUUUCUAUUCAUUUAUGAUUAUGAAAGAACAAUUUAAUCCAGAAUAUAUAAAAAAUGUGGUCAAGAACACACUGAAAGGUUUGGACAUUAACAGCAAACAAGGACAACUUAUUUCCUUCCUGGCAAUAUUAAACUCUUACAUUACAGAGUCCACUAUCUCAGUAUCGCAAUGUGAAGAUUUCUUAGGAAUAGUUGGCAAACAUUGGGGUAAAGAAAGUUUAGAAGACAAGAUGGGAAUUUGUUCUAAUAUUCUAAUACAAAGUAAGGUGCAAGAAUAUGAAACAUACAAAGGAGUGCGUAUCAUUCACCCACUGAUCGCUAAUUGCUGUCUAGAAGAAUUUAACCUAACCUAUAGGUUAACUAAAAGUGCAAUAACACUGCAAUUGUUAAAACAGAAUUUAUUUUAUGAUUCUGACAUGGGAAAAAGAAAACUUCUAGAUGAUGUGCAAAGUAUGCUACUUACCAGACAACGUAAAGAACAUGGAGAUGACACAGACACACUGUUUUCCCCAUUAAUUGAAAAAAUUCAGAAGGAAGAAGGUAGUGCUGAAGUUGAAAGCGUGCUACGUGAAGGAGCCCUUCGAUUUAGCCAAAACCCAUUCAUUUGCCAAGCCUUAGCAAGACACUACUACAUUAUAGACAAGAAUUUUGUCUCUGCACUGGAGUGGGCCAAAAAAGCCAGAAAGAGAGCCCCUAACAAUUCAUAUAUAUCAGACACUUUAGGCCAAGUCUUUAAAAGUCAGAUAAAAAAUUGGGUGGAUGAAAAUGCAAAAAGGAAGGUCAUAACUGCUGAAGACCUGAAACGUUUGCUAGAGCUUGCUAAGUUUGCUUCAGAGGCUUUUAAAGAAUCCCAACAACAAAAUGAAAGUACAGACAAUGUAAGAGAAGCUUUGCAGCUCCAAAAGUCUAAAAGGAGGUAUGAUACUUAUAAUACAGCUUGUUAUUUGGGGGAGAUAGAAACUGGUCUGUACACUAUAGAUAUUCUUGGGUGUACUCCUCUUUUCAACAAAAAAAAUCCAUUGUCCCAAGAAGAUAUGCUACAAUAUUUGUCAGGAAAGCAUCCCAUCCCACCAGCAACUAGUGACACUGAAAGUGAAGAAUAUAAGUUUGCACUUGACCAUUACUGUUGUUAUUUAUCUAAUUUGCGCUCAAGUUUGAAAGAGGCAUUUGACUUUUUUGACAACUACUUUGUCCUUCUGAAAACAAAAAAUAUUGAAAAAGAAAGUGUGGAGUUCAAAAUACGUAAGAAGGUUCGAGAAUGUUUCAACAAAUAUGCAGAAAUAUUUUGCCGCUUGGAUCCUGAGAUAUCGGGGGACAAUCCAAUGAGCUCAAAACUCAGUUUGCCUCAGCAGGAGGAUCAGUGCAGGAGAAGUUUGGAGGCUUCCAAAGCAGACAGGUUCUCUGGGCUUUUGGAGUAUCUCAAUAGUCACGAAAAAGCUGAAAGCAAAAUCGAAGACAUAGUGAAUAAAUAUACAUUUUUGAUUGAAAAAUGCACACAUGCACCCCUAUUGAGGGAGAAACAGAAUUUCAUUUUGGCAAACAUUGUUCUCAGUUGUAUUAAACCUAAAUCCAGGAAGAUAUGGGCUCUUCAUGAAUUGAAUGCACAGCUUAGAAAAAUCCUACAGCAAGUAGGUCUAGAGCAUCGAUUUUCAGAACCUUACUUCUUAGCCUCUUUAUUAUUCUGGCCAGAGAAUCAAAAACAAUUAGAUCAGGAUUCCAGGCAAAUGGAAAAGUAUGUCACAUCACUGAAGAAGUCUUUUAGAGGGCAAUACAAACAAAUGUGUCGUUCCAAGCAGCCUAUUGCUCAUUUCUAUCUUGGGAAUAAUAGAGGUCUGAAUAGGCUUGUUCACAAAGGAAAAAUAGAUCACUUUUUCAGUGAGCUCCAAGUACAUGACUUGCAUUCCCUGUGGCAAAAAGGAUGCAUAUGGGAAGAAAAGGUUGUCCAAAAUCUAUUGCUUCGUCUACAUGGCAAGGUCGAAAACGAUCUUGUCUAUGUGGACUAUGGAAUUGAUGAAAAAAUCAGUAUACCAGUGCGACCUGCUUUCUUAGGCAGUCUCAGAAGUGGCAAAAGCAUAGAAAGAGUGUCUUUCUAUCUGGGAUUUUCCAUGGAUGGUCCAAUAGCAUAUGACAUAAAAAUGAUUUAAGAGUUUGAAUAAUUAAAGUAUGAUAUGCUCCAUUUCUACAUCCAUGGAGCCUUUUAGAUACAUUUUUUUAGCCUUAACACUUCUUUAUUCAUAGCUUCAGAAGGCAGCAUCUGGGUUUCUGUGCAAUUCCCUCUUCUGUUCCUCCAGCCUCUUCACAUCUCGUGCAGAGCUCUCUAACUGCUCUCCUACUUUUCCAGAUAUGAACACUGUGGUAUGAUAUGCAGACAUGCUGAUGCAAAGCAAGAUUCUUGAAUGACUGAUGUGAAGAAAGAUAUUAUUUAGCCUGGAAAGAACUUUGCAGACAAAAUUACCCCAGCAUGGUUUGUUUUUAAAAUGCCAUGAUGGUUAUAAAGCCCUAUCAUCUUCUGGUACAUACACGCCCUCCUAUGCUCCCAGCUGUUUUUUUAUUUUUACUAUUUUCCUAAAAACAUUAGGUCACCAAGCUGAUACUCCUAUACACAUUGAAUGUACAUAGAACAUUGAUCAAUUAGGGUCUGAUUCUCCACUGCCUUUACCUUAUGUAGUGAUUCACCUUGUAUGUUGUGGGUGUAAAAUGCUUCCAGAUCAAAUGGUAGCAUUUUACACCAACUUUGCACAAGAGUAAAUGACUGUACAAGAUGCAAGGCAGGGGAGAUCAGGCCUUCGGGUAGCUAUGAAAAUAACCUUUUGAUCUACAGUAAAAUAUAUCUAUAACAGCUAUAUUCUGACAUACUCAUUUUUUAGAUAAUAACUGUAAUAUUUUUACUCCAGGAAAAAUCAAGCAUUCCCCUUCCUCUUCCUCUGAGAUAUCUGAAAAUAAAGAUAGGACUAGGGUACAAAGCAAGGAUGCAAGUAUCUUCUGUUUUGGCUUACAAGGCACUGAAUGAAAGAACAUCACUAUUUCUGGCCCAUUUUAAAUUGAUCUGAGUUAAAAAUUUCAAAAGUGCCUAAGUCCCAUUUUCAAAAGGGACUUAGGCAUGUAGAAGUUUGGAAAUAGAACUUAGGCUCCUAAAUCACUUAAAAAUUUUGAAAUUUUACCCCUUGUCAUAUAUGUUUCUAGGUCUAAAGGUUUACCCCUUCUGGUGGUUUUUCCAUAUUAGGGGCAUUUGUUUCUUUCCAGUGGUUUGUUCCUUUUUAACACUGAUCACUGUUGUCAUCAAUGGAAGAAACAACUGAAUGCAUAUGCAGGAAAUUGCCAUUUCAUAUGCUAGGGUUGUAUUAUAAAUUUUCCACAAAGAAAAGUACACUAGUAUGAAAUAUCAAAAACAGUAUGUUACUGCAGUCUGAGGAUUCUUCACAGUUACACUUCUAAACUGUGUGAAUAUGAUUAUCAGACUUUAAAUUUAUUAAGUUAGUAAAAUUUACAUGCAUAAUUUUCUUUCAAAAUUACUUUAAAACUCUGGAUGUGUCAGUAACAUAGGAUGUACCAUAUAUAAGACCCAAUCCAGCUAUGGGAUUUCAAUAUGACUAAUCACCUGAGUAAGGUCUAUUCCAGCUAUUGGACAACAACCAAUACCUGAUGCUUCAGAGUAAGGUGAAAAAACAAACCUAUAGUACAUCUAGCCACUUGUACAAAAUACUACAUGAAGGGAAAUCCUUCCUGACCCCUUGCAGGCUAUCAAUGUAUGCCCUGAAUCAUGAUGGGAUUAAUUAAUUACCCAUAGGUUUUAUAGGUUUUUUUAGUUUUUAUAACUUCAAAUAUUAGUUUGAAAUAUACAUCUGCAACAUUAAUCUGCAAUAGUAUAACCCUUUUUAUAGCUGCAAAUAUUGGUACCGUAUUUGGAAUGUUUAUAAAAUUAUAAAACUUUUAAAAAUUCAGUCAGAUUGUUUCUCUUUAGCUUCCUAGAGAAGUGAAUAUUACAAUUUGAUUGUGUGCUGUUUGGAGUACUUCCUUUUACUCAUUUGUUAAUUUCAUCCAGUGACCUCUUGUUCUUGUAUUAUGAGAUAAAGUAAAAGAAAGGGUCUGAUCAAUAUUCACUGACUGAUAAUAGUUUAAGUUAAACUUGAUAAUAGCUUAGCGUAAUCUUUUCACCAACGUAUCCAAAAAGGUAUCCAAAAAUCUGAUAUACCGUAUAUACUCAUUCAUAAGCUGAAUUUUUUUAGUAAAAAAGGGAAGCAUCAGAGAAGGGGGUCGGUUUAUGAACGGGUAUAGAGAGGGUGAGGUGGGACACAGCCCCUCCCCCCAACAGAGGGAGUAAGGAGAGGCAGCACAGCCAGCAGAGCCAGAAGGGAAGAGGCGGGGCCAGAGUCUCUCUGCUUCUGGCCACGCUGCUCUCCCCCCAGCCUCUGAAGCAGCUGCAGCUCCGGGGCUGGCAGGUUGUGGCUGCGCCUCCCUGCCCCGCCUGCUGGAGCAGGCUGUGGCCGCACCGCCCAGCCCGCUGGAGCACGCUGCGGCCGUGCCACCCGGCCCAGCCCACCAGAACAUGCUUCGGCCGCGCUGCCUGGUCUGACCUGCCAGAGCAGACUGCGGCCAUGCCGCCCAGCCUGCUGGAGCAGCUCCAGCCAGGCCAGCUAAGGUGGGAAGGGAUGGGAUGGGGAGAGUGUGGGGGUCCCGGGCUAGGGGUGGGAUCAUGUGGGGGGUGGUCACAGGGGUUACUACCCUGACCCCCGGCUUCUCCCCCCCAAAAAAUUUCCCCACCAGUUGCUGUCCCGGCCCAUCAGGGUAAGCAGCUGGUGGGCCGGGACACUUUGUUUACUUAGGUUUACCUCCGUGCCUGCAGACGCUCCAGGUAAACAAACCAUUUCUGCCCACCAGUGGCUUAUCCUGACGGCCCGGGAGCCAAAGUUGCCGAACCCUGAAUUAUAGGGUCGGCUUAUGAAUGGGUCAUAAAAUGUUUCCAUUUUUACUUAUCCAUCUUGGGGGGGUCGGCUUAUAAAUGAACCAGCUUAUGAUUGAGUAUAUAUGGUAGUUGCCAAAUGCCACAUGCAUAAGAAAACCUGGACAUAUUUAUGCAUUAGUGAAUUGUUUAUGAAUGCUAAACGUCAAGGCCUAGAUCCUGAAAGGUAUAUAGGCACUGAACACCCAGUGAAAUCAAUGGAAGUUCAGUAUCUAAAUACUUCUGAGGAUCUAGGCUUAAGCAAUUCUCGAGCUUACUGGAGCUUUUUUGGUAUUUUGUUUGUUUAGGGGUUAUUUAUAUUUCUCAUGAGUUGACUUCCAGCUCUCUGGAAAUCAUGUACUGUGCAAAUUAAUAUUUGUUACAUCUUAUGUGGAUUUGCCUGAAGUUUUCCUUGCUCAUUCAGAAACAUGGUAUUUAAUAAAAAAGGGAAUUUGGGAUUUUGGAAUCCACAAUGUUGUUUUUGAAUGUCGUUAAUGUGUGUGCUUUGCGCUAUACCUUUGACUGUGGGUAUUGCUUAAGUCAGUAUUUAAGUGGUUGAUUAAUAUGUGCAAGUGUUCCACUGAGGAGUAAAUCCAGCCCACACCUCAAUACCUGGAAGCAGAACCAGUCUAGGCCAAGGAGGGAAUGGGUUUGAGGAGCAGCACAUAAGGAAUCUGAUCCAAAGCUCAGUGAAGUCAAUGGGAACCAGCUCCUCAGCUGGUGUAAAUUAUCAUAUCUCCAUUGACUUCAGUGGAGCUACAACAGUUUACACAAGUUGAGGACCUGUCUCUAGGACAGAUUUUCCUUUGACUUUAUUUGGGCUUUGGAUCAAGCACAGAGUGCUCUCCUCCUGCACAGGGUGAAAGUCACUCCCAUGGCAAUACGGAAUGAGUAAGUACAGGCGUGGAAGCAGAAGUCUGAGGGAUGAGGAAUAUUGAGAUGGUGAGUCUGCUGCUACACUGAUCCUCAGUCCUCUCCCUCCCAGUAGGGCAGUGGUCCCCAAACUUUUUCUGUCACGCCCUCCAUUACCCAUAAUGGAACCAAUCUGUGCCCUCUCCCCCACCCUCGAAACUGUGGUCUGGAGCCGUGGCCAGGAGUGGGGCCCAGGAUCAGCAGAAGCUCCCUUAGAGUGCGGGGGGGGGCACCAGAGCACAAACCAUGGUCCCACCCUCACACUGCCCAUUCCCCCCAAGGCCCUGCCCUCACACCAAGCCCCCAGCCCCACACCACCUCUUCUCCCCAAGAACCUGCCCCCCGCUCACUCCUCUCCACCUCCACCCCACCAUCACUCGCCCUUACGGCAGGUAAAAAGUGAUUGGGCCAUGGCCGCCAUUCUGGCACCCCUGCUGGGGCUGGAGCCAUGGUCGGGACCAGAAGCGGGGCCUUGGUCAGGAGCCAGGGGCCACAGUCAGGGCCAAGAGCCGAGAGCCGAGUCCUGGGCUGGAGCUGCAGCCGGGAGCCGAGGCCAGGGCUGCAGCCAAGAGCAGAGCUCCCACGGGGACUAGGAGCAUGGCCGCCACCAGAGCCUGAGCUGCAGGUGAGACUGGGAAUGGGGUUGGAGUGGAGCUGGGGGAAGAGCAGGGCAGGGUGGCGCUUCCUCCCCAUUCCCCAUAGGGACUAGCCUGGGCCCUGCCAUGCCCCCUCCCCAACUACCGCAGUAGGGUGUACUUUGGGCACAGAGGGCUACUUCAGCCUCUCCACUCCUGCCACAAGUAUAUAACCUACUAUUCAGACUAGGUUCUGAAUAUCUAAAUUUAGGCCUGAUUUAGUUCAGCUCCCAGAAGCCAGUCAGAUAACUGUCAUGUAUAUAUUUCACUGAGAAAAAUCCCCAAAGCAUUUUAGAAAUUGACUUACAAGCUAUCUACUGAUAUAUUAGAGAUGUGCCUGUACCACAAAAUUUGGAUCGAAAUUUAGUUGCAAACUUUCCCAAAGUUCAGGAGGGUACAGAUCCCAACCUAGGGUAAAUUGGCAUAGGCCUAUUGAAGUCAAUGGGGCUACAUAGUUAUACACCAGCUUAGGAUCCGGCCCUUAGAAUUUUGGAUUAGCACAUUUGGACAGCUACUAAAUUUGGGUCCAGAAUUGAAUUUCACCACAGUUUGGGGGUGUUCAAAUCCAGGGUUUAAGUUUAGUCCAUCUCAAUAUAUACCCUACAAACACAUGUACAGAUACCUUCUCACAGAAAUUUAGACUUAAGGUUGCUUAAGUAAUUAAUAAAGAGCUAAACAAUGAAGUCACUAUCAAUAAGAGUUUUGUCUGCCUAUGCCUGAGUAACAGCAAAAGAAGGACUUCAGAUUUGAUCCAUAACUAUUAGACAAAAUGCAGAACUGCAGCAUUUUCACAAAGAAAGUUAAGCAUUAAAAAGACUGAAAAUAACCAGUAAAGGUAGUUUACAGUUCAUCCAGUCAGUUAACCACAUGUAAAAAUUCUUACUCAGUCCAAUAGCAAACUUUUCCUGUCCUGUGAGACUAGUACGAACUUUCUCAACAAAGGCAUUGUAAAGUUGAUAUUUUACUUUCCAAAGCUUCAUUAUUACAUAUCUGGCAAAAUCCUCAAAAAGGGGGGAAAGGGAGCCGGGAGGAGAAAGAGAGAGAAACAGCUACUAUUUAUACAGGAACAAAGUUGUCCAGUGCAAAGUUAUGAAAUUUUAGAGGCCUUAUCUUCCCAAUACUCAGCCCCUUGUGCAGAGUAAAGCUCCUG
Messenger RNA from Chelonia mydas (Green sea turtle), 11539 nucleotides. RefSeq names its product sterile alpha motif domain-containing protein 9. The record is from RefSeq and is a predicted model, not a curated record. The transcript has 3 exons. Lineage: Eukaryota; Metazoa; Chordata; Testudines; Cheloniidae. Gene Ontology annotation, molecular function: protein binding. Gene Ontology annotation, cellular component: cytoplasm. Bases 1206 to 6047 code for a protein of 1613 amino acids.